Messenger RNA from Apus apus (common swift), 498 nucleotides. Its product is annotated as claw keratin-like. Bases 1 to 498 code for a protein of 165 amino acids. NCBI's taxonomy places the organism in Eukaryota, Metazoa, Chordata, Aves, Apodiformes, Apodidae. Gene Ontology annotation, cellular component: intermediate filament. The transcript is spliced from 3 exons. The record is from RefSeq and is a predicted model, not a curated record. Gene Ontology annotation, molecular function: structural constituent of cytoskeleton.
AUGUCUUUGUAUGGACCACUGCUUAAUGCCUCCUGUUCUCAACCAUGUGACAGCGGCUGCUCUUAUCCCCCUACCUACGCUACAAAUGAACUAUGUAUCAGGUCAUGCCCAGAAUCAACUGCAAUCGUGUACCCACCACCCGUGUGCCUGACUUUCCCAGGACCCAUUAUGGCCUCAUGCCCUCAGUAUAGUGAAGUGUAUAGUGGCAAUCCUCUUCAUUCCAUAGGCUCUGGAGGAGGUGGAGGAAUGGGCUCUGGAGGAGGAGGAAUGGGCUCUGGAGGAGGAGGAAUGGGCUCUGGAGGUGGAGGAAUGGGUUCUGGGGGUGGAGGAAUGGGCUCUGUAUGGGGCUCCCUUGGUGGGGGGAGCUCCUGUGGUGGUGGAAUCUACCGCUGGAGAAACUUGUACCGAAACUCAUUGCUCGCAGGAACGGGUAGAAACUAUUUGCCCUUUUCCAGCGGGUACUAUCGGUAUCGCUACGGGAACUAUGGGGAAAUUUAG